UGCGGGCGAUAGUAAUAAGUGUUCUUGGAAAAUUACUUGAGAGCAGAACGAGCUAUGUCAUGACGCUUAAUGACGAAUCCUAUUUUAACACCCGGAAGAUUGAUUAUUCAUUCUUCUUCACUGCCAAGCAUCUUAUCGACACGGAGAGUAAAGAGUUCCACUCAACAGAAAAGAGAGCGACAACUUCUACUUGACAAGCAACUCCUGACGUCACCAGCGAAGUUCUGUUAUAAAACAGAAGUAGACGCAAAUAGCGAGCUCGUGACUUUCAAUUUACACUUUUUAUUCACGCUUGAAAUAAAAUCCAUUGAAGAAGCUGAUAAACGUCAUGCUUUCCGUCGUUUAAUUAUUAUUUGACGACGGACAUUACGAAAGAGAACAGAACAAUUAUUUGCUUUCAGUAAAGAAGAAAGCGAGGAGAAUAACGUCAGAGCUCCUGAUACUUCGGACCUUGCAUUGUGGACUCCUGGAUCCGUGGCACGAAGUUCGUGUCAUAUUAUUUGUUAAAUUCUCCAGCAGAUCCAGCUGGUGAGAUACUUAGUCCUUCUUUGAUUCUUGUCUGUAAAAACUUGACGACGGAAAAGAAGAACCGAGAAGAAGAAGAGAUUGACUUUCCCCCAAAAAACUGAAUAUUCAGAGCACCUGAUUUGUACGGAGGUGUUGUUUCUGAGUUUUCGUGUCUUUAAGAGUGUUGAGGAAGACCUGAUUUGGAACCAAAGAUGUCGAAUCUGCCUUUGACGAAGCAAGUUGUGGUUGAUGUCUUCAUAUUUUUGGCAGUAUGCCUGCCCUUGCUGGUGGUUAUGGUGUGGGGCGAACCCGUGCAGUCUGGCUUCUGGUGCAGAGAUGAGUCUGUUCGCUACCCGUACAAGCCAGACACGGUCAACACGUCCUUACUCCUGGUCAUGAGUUUUGGCGGGCCUUUCCUUGUGAUGACAGUUACAGAGACAAUCAGAGCUGCUCUGAAGACUCGGUUACCUCGACGUUUCCGAGGAGAGUUACUCAGCCUGGCCAAAGCCUAUGGGGCUUUCCUCUUCGGUGUUGCCGCCAACUGCAUCCUCACCGACACUCUCAAGUUCUCCAUCGGUCGGCCCAGGCCACAUUUCAUCGACCUGUGUAAACCCAAUUUUGACAAGAUCAAUUGUACGUCGGAUGACCUGGGACUCGAUAGGUUUGUCCUCGACUAUGAGUGCACCAACACAGAAGUGGACCACCGACUCCUUCGGGAGGCCAAACUUUCCUUCCCCUCUGGACACGCCUCUUUGUCGAUGUUCAGCGCCCUUUUUACCAUCUUCUACCUGCAACUCCGCAUGGAGAUCAAGUUCUCCCACCUGCUGCGUCCCACACUCCAGUUGUGCCUCAUUAUCUUAGCCGUCCUGUGUUGUGUCACGCGCAUCAUUGACCACAAACACUUCCCCUCUGACGUCGUCGCAGGGGCGUGUCUCGGCACUGUUGUGGCAUGGCUUUCGUUCUACAAGAUCGCCCAUAAACUCAUCCCAACAAUCGUCCCGGAUAAACAACCCUCAAAAGCGGCUCUGGCUCGUGCUACCUCUGUGGAAUCCGAACCCCAAACCCCCACACCUCUUUUACGACCAGAGCGUCUAGUUCUGAACCAGGGAAACAACUACAGAUCAUCAUGUCCAGUAUCAAAAGCAGAUUUUGCCAACAACGUUUGAAAGACUAUUUCAUAAACUUUUGGACUUACUCAGACUUUUUUAAAAUGCUAAGAUUUUGAUGGCACCGUUUCUGGCUGUUCGGCAAGACAGAUCUACGUUUCGACGCUGAACGUCAUUCCUGGUUGGUUUCCCUGAUAUUCGGGGCAAAAAAAAAAUGUUACUCACCACACAUGAACAUGCGGUUGAAUCCGGGGCUGUCUUUAUUUAUAAGUGCUAGCCUAGAAUCCGGAUAACACAAUGACAUGUUUCUUCGCUUUAAGUCCUACUUAGAUCCAUAGCAAAGACGACGUUUCUAAAGUAGGGCUUUUUUCUUCAGAUAUGUCUAUUAUUAUUUAUUAUCAUAUAUUUCUAGAUUCAGAAAGAAAAAUAUGAACGCAAUAUUUCUGCCCUGGUUAACCUAUUUUAAAAGAUGAUUAAAUCUUAUGGAUGAAAUUGUUCAAAUGUCCAUAGUCCUAGCGAAUGUUUUUUUUUCUGAAAUAUUGUUUACAAGUGAAUGUCUAUACUAUUAUUGUUUUAAAUACCAUGUCAGGUUUUUUUUCGAAACUGAUUUGGCUACGAUAAAAUCUCUUUUUAAAUGGUCUCUCUGCAAAAGUCGUCUUUUUUCUAUUAUACGUCUUAAGACGAGAUUUAUUGGACUGGGCACGAUGGAUACAAUGUGAUAUAACGUUUCGUUUCAGUGUAUGUUAUUAUUGUCUGCAUUGCUCAUUUUUAGACUGUAGUUCACAUUUUUUCUUAAGCACAUAAACACUAAAGAAAAUUGUUGUCCUUUUUAUAUGAAUCGUGUCAAGACUUACGUGUCAAAACUUUUAACUCACACUCACAAAACUGACAAGUUCAAAUUAUUCACUUGAACGAUGUUUGUGCGAACGACUUGAAGCACGCCUGUUAUUCUAUUUCUGCCCACAAAGCACUUUUCUUCUCUACAGAGAUUUCAAAGUAUUAUCAUAUAAUGCUACAAGUACUUGUUAUACACAAGCAUUCUUGGGAGAGACAAAAAAUGACCCAUUGUCGCUCUAUGCGUGACGUUAAGGAGUGCACGAAUAUUGAUAUUUUAUUUUCUAAGGGCAUCGACCUUAUGACAAGUUUAUCCAGACGCUACCUUACAAAAUUCUAUCUGGUAUU
This is a messenger RNA of Aplysia californica (California sea hare), 2795 nucleotides long. RefSeq names its product phospholipid phosphatase 1. Gene Ontology annotation, molecular function: phosphatidate phosphatase activity. The record is from RefSeq and is a predicted model, not a curated record. Gene Ontology annotation, biological process: signal transduction; phospholipid metabolic process; phospholipid dephosphorylation. Lineage: Eukaryota; Metazoa; Mollusca; Gastropoda; Aplysiida; Aplysiidae.